This is a messenger RNA of Zea mays, 4223 nucleotides long. RefSeq lists its product as uncharacterized. Lineage: Eukaryota; Viridiplantae; Streptophyta; Magnoliopsida; Poales; Poaceae. The record is from RefSeq and is a predicted model, not a curated record. Bases 2245 to 3546 code for a protein of 433 amino acids. The transcript is spliced from 16 exons.
CCGCCGCCGAUGGUAGCCGCCACGCCCGCGCAAGGGAAGUUGCUUCCCAAAUCCGCGCACGGGUACAAGAUUUCCUCUGUCCAACCACUCGCAUGGCACAAGUGCUCAGAUUUGGAUCCUUCAGACAAGAUUUCCCAAAUCCCGCAGACAAGUUCAUCCGAGCGCAUCCCGCAGCCCCACGCGCGCAUCCCGCAGCCGCGCCGCAGCCGCUCCUUCCAUCCGCGAGGAUCCCCCAGCCGCUCUUUCCAUCCUCACGAGGAUCCCCCAGCCGUUCCUUCCAUCCUCGCGGAUCCGAGCGCGCUCGAUCGGAUACCCUUAAUCGCGGCUACCAUAAACGCGCUCCUACCCCACGAAAUCGAUGGCGCGCGUGUUGAGGGCGUGGGGAGGAGGUGCGCGGCCGCCAUCAACGAUGUCCUACCCAUCUGCUCCGCGAUUCUUGCCAUUCUUCCUGGUUACCAAUCAGUUUUUGGUUCCCCCGCUGAAGCUCAGAUCUAUCUGAAUGGCUUCCCUAUGAAGCAUCAUCUGGUUGCUCAUUGGCAUCACCUUUGUUCUGUUGAAACUGGUCAUCUUCUAUGUUGGUUGUUAACGUUAAGAACUGUUCUUGUUAGGAACUGUUAUCUUGUUGGUUGCUCUCCCAUGCAGUGGUGUUGUACGAAUUUUAUUCUUCUGCAGUAACAGGUACAGAACCAUUGUUGCUUUCAGAUUUGUCGAGUACCACAAGGCAUGAAAUCGUUGGAUUUUUCAGAUUUGUCUACCACGGUUUCAGAAGUUGCAUUUUCGGUGUUUGCUCCCACUACAAUGCUCUCAUCAUUGAGUUCCUUUAUAGUUGUCGUCUGAUCUGGGUUUGAAGCAAUUGCGUUCUCUUUCAUUUGGUUGAUAUGGCUCUCUUUCUCCACAAGAGCUGCUUCCAAUUCUUUCUGCGUGUUGGUAAGAUAUGUCGUGGUAGUUUCUGAAUCCAUGAGCUUGUUUUUCAAUUCUGCCCUCUCAAUACUUAGGACAAAUGUUUUUCAAUUCUGCCCUCUCAAUUCUGCUUCCAAUUAUAUUUGUUUGUUACAAAAUACUUUAAAUUGUCAUUUCAUUUAAACUGUUUAUUGUAAACUAGAAAGUAUACAUACAUAUACACAGAUUUGUACACGUAAUCAUGUACAAAAUUUGCCACACCUCAAAUUUUGUGCGUCCUCCGCCACUGCUCGCCCCCACACCUCGCCCUCCAUCCACCUCCCCAAAUGACGCGCCUUCCUGGAAUUAAAAAGGCCGAAGGGAGGCCACACACGAGACCACCAAUCGGACACACGCGAGUACAUCCGACGCCCACCAUCAGCCAGAUAGUGUACAGAGCCGUUGCGAUGCCCGUGCCUCUGCCCCCGCCUCCUCUACCCUCGCGACGCAACAUCACUGCGAACACUCUAGCAGUGCUAGAAGCCAUGGCUGCACACAAUGUGAGGACUCUCAUCUACUCCAGCACGUGUGCGACCUAUGGAGAGCCUGACAAGAUGCCCUCGCUGAAGGAACUCCCCAGCAUUAUAUUGGUGAUAUCUCAGAGUUGGAUGCAUUGGAAGGCUUUGCUAAAGGUUUUCCUGGUUUUUAUCAUAGAUCUGUGCAUAAGAUUUUCUUGAUUUUUUGUUUGUUUCAGAGAAAGCAGUAUUCUAACAUGGCAUGUUCCUACCUUGUUUUCUUAUUUGUCUGUGUUGUCUCCUGCAUGUUAUACACAAAAUCUUUGUACCCACAAUCUUUGUAUUCUAAGAUCGAUAAGUGCCCAAAAUCUUUGUAUGCUUCUAAACAGACCUUUGGUAUUGUUGUACACAUUGGAUUCAAUACCACUUCUGUUGUCUCGGUAAGUAAUUGUCCAUAUUUAUAUUAUUAAGGGUUUUCAAUUAUUUACAGUGUGUUCCCAUGCGUUUGGUGAACAUUAGCCAUGUUGUUUGGCAUAUACAUCUUUCAGCUGCACUUAUCAUGUCAUUUACAUUUCACCAUUUUGAUGUGGAUCUGAAAUCACAUUGUUAAUUUUUUUGUAUUGAUCUACUACUACCUUGUCAAUUGUUUUUAUUUUCUAAAUUUUUAGGGAGUUCCAAUGUUCUAUAUGGGUGAUGAAUAUGGUCACACAAAGGGAGGGAACAACAAUACAUACUUCCAUGACCAUUAUGUCAAUUAUUUCCGUUGGGAUAAGAAGGAAGAACAAUCCUCUGAGUUGUACAGAUUCUGCCGUCUCAUGACCAAAUUCCGCAACAUCUAUUUUCCUGACCUAUGAUGACGACUCAAGGAGGUUUGCAGCCGACAAGCAAUGAAGCUAAUAUGUGCACCAACGACAAUGGUAGCCAACUUGGUACACGGAUUGUGGACGAGAUUAUGGCCGGGAAGAACGUCUUCUUUGAUCUUCCUGACAAGUUGACUGGUGAGAUAUGGACCUUGAAAUUCCAUUGCAUUGGAGCACAACCUGGAAAAGAAAUUGUCACAGUAAAUAUUGAUAAAGCUUAUGUUGCCUUUUACAACGUGGUGUACAUAAAAUCGAAACUUGGAUAUUCUGGGAGGGACUUCUUGUUUUACAAGAAACGAUGUGGCAUUGAUCGAUCCAGGCUAUUGGCACUUGAUUACAUCCACCAAGAAGAGGCCAUGCUGUCUGAUAACAUGGAUGAGAGAAAAAUAAGUUUUGUGCUCACAAAAGAUCCACCCAGUGAUCUAGAGGUAAGCAUAACUCCCAUCAAGCGUCCAAGACAGCGAACAAAUGUUGAUGAAGAAACUAUAGAAGUGUCGAUUGAUGCAUAUAAGGAGUGGCUUGCAAUACUACAACAUGAUAAUCCAGAAACGGAUUUAAUGGAUGACUUCAGGGAGGAUACGAUCAAAACAUAUAAAGAAUGGUUAAGGCAUCAAGGCGAUCUUCCAGAUAUCUUAUUGUAUGAAAGGAUGAAAAACAAGCCUGAAGAUGUAGACAUCGUCGAGUGGCAUUACAUGGUGUUGUAUUUUGGAUCUGAGAAAUUCCAGAAAAUAAGCAGCCGGAACUCGGAAAACCGUCAGAAACAAAGAACGAAGCAUAUAAUGGGUUAUAGAACUUUUUCCCAAAUAAGCUUUCAACAGAGAGAUCCAGAAACUGGUAUAGAACCAACCGAUCUAUCCCUUUGGAUGAUUACUCAUUGUAAAAAUGAUGAAUGGUCGGAAGAGGCUUCACGUGGCAUUUAUGAGAACGCAGCUGAGAAAAUUGCUGAGAAAAUAUAUCAAACAGAAAAAUUUUAUCUAACAAGAGAAGAGGAAAAUGCUAUUUUCCAAACAACAUUCAAGGAAACAACAGGAUGUAAGGCAAACAGACUUCAUGGUCAUGGGUACCUAUCAAGAUAUCCAACAAGAAGUCAAGUGAUGGAAUCAAAGUUCCUCGAACAAGCUCGUGCCACGGUUGCAACCAACCAAAAAAACAUUGAACUCGAAAGUCAGGUCCAGUUGUUAAAUGAAAAACUUGCGUGUGAGGUUGCAGAACGAGAAAGAAUACUCCAGGAAAAAAUGCAAGCACUGCAAGAAGAAGAAGAAAAAAAAGACAAGUGCUUAGAGAAGAAAUGAGGCAAGAAAUGGUUGCUGCCCUUGCUGUUGUAGCACAACAGAGCAACCGUGAAAGCACCACUCCAAUCGAUCCUUCUUCCGUUGUCCCUACUAAACCUCCUGAAUUCAUCCCAGCUGAUUCUCCUGCACCUGCACCAAGUAGUGCAAACAACGUUCGUACACCAGACACAAACAAUAAGAAAGACAAUAUGCCAGCAAACUAUAUUAGCUCUUACACUCUAAGGAAUGCUGUGACAAGACGUGUGCAGGCAAGGGGCAACAAAAGAAGCGAAUGUGUACAAUCCGCAAGUGCAAGCGAGAAGCAAGGUAGAUCAACUUAAGAAGCUCUAUCAAAGUGUGUUUAAGGUUCCUUGUCGUCGUGAUAUCGUCGUCAGCCUAGCUAACCAUCGCUUGCAUCAAUGGAGGGGAUGGAGGGGUACACGAUGACAAAAAAAAAACUUCCAAUAAUUUGCUAGUCCUGAGUAGUUUAUUAUCUAUGUUAUCACAAUCCAAGAUAGUAUGAGGAUGUUGUGACUGUGAGCUAUGUUAUCAAAUUAAUUUGUAUUUGGCCACUAUUUAUUUGGUGCAACCUAUUUGUUACAACUUAUGGUAUGGAUGUAGUUAAUAUAUGAGAUAAGAGACAAAUAUUAUGGUUGUCAAUUUUGGUUCUUACGUUACUGAUGUAAAAUAUAAUUCUU